AUGGGGGCAGGUCGAUCACGUAAAAAAUCUACGCCUAUGCCAAAUUAUGCACCAGGUGGCAAUCGAUCUGUUGGUCAACUUAAUACUGGCGUGGGAGGUGCAUCUCCUAUGAACCAACAACAACAACUUAUGCAAGCUAAUCAAACCAUUGCAAACUUAAAUAGGGAACUUCAAGUUCUUCGAGGUGGAGCACCAAUGCCUUAUGGUGGUUAUCCAUAUGCAGGUGGAGGCAUCCCACCGAUGCCUUAUGGUGGGUAUGGAUACCCAGGUGCGGCUCCAAUGCCUUAUGGUGCUCCUCCAUAUGGACCUCCGAGUCCUGUUCUUCAACGUCCAGGUGGAUACUCUCCAUAUGGAUAUCCACCAAUGGGAGGCGGUACAGGUUAUCGAGAUACUGAUUUUGCAGCUAUUGGUAAUAUUGCUGGACUAAGUCCAAAUGAAGUAGCAAUUCUUCAUCGAGAAUAUUUGAAUUUAACACGUGGUGGUACAGUUAAAAUGGAUCGUAUGAUUGUUCGUCAAUUAUUACGAGAUAUUCUGCUCGAAGCCAAUAAUGAACAUGUUGAUCGCGCUAUUGAAAAUAUAUUUCGCUUAAUGGAUCGAAAUCAAGAUGGUUUUAUUGAUUUUCCAGAAUUUGUUGGUGCCUUUAAAGAAGUAUUAAAAGAUAAACCUGUAGAUUCAGACAAUUUCAUGUUGAAUAAUGCGCUUCCUGAUAUAUUAACUGAACAAUUACGAACAAGUAUUUUUGGUUCUGGUAGUCAUUCUCAACAAUUAGCAUUAGUUCAACAGCCACAAGUAGCAACACAAGCUGUUCCAACUGGUGGAUUAAGUAUUGUACCAUUAGCAUCAACAGGUAUUCAACAAUCACCAAUGAUGUGCAGUCCUCUAACAACUUGCUCAAUAUCAAAUGCAACUGUACCUUUCAUUACCCUUGAUCCAAAUCAAUCAUCUUGCGUAAUCGCAACUCCCGGUCAAUAUUUGAUAACACAACCUACAGCUUUACAAUGUUCACCUUUACCAAUCAUGUGA
Messenger RNA from Rotaria sp. Silwood2, 1023 nucleotides. Lineage: Eukaryota; Metazoa; Rotifera; Eurotatoria; Philodinida; Philodinidae. The record is from the annotation of a GenBank genome assembly.